Molecule: messenger RNA, 3438 nt
Organism: Trichosurus vulpecula (common brushtail)
Lineage: Eukaryota; Metazoa; Chordata; Mammalia; Diprotodontia; Phalangeridae
Gene: LZTFL1
Product: leucine zipper transcription factor like 1
Exons: 10
Coding region: 170-1069 (299 amino acids)
Biological process (GO): negative regulation of protein localization to cilium
Cellular component (GO): cytoplasm
Source: RefSeq, a predicted model, not a curated record
GAUGUCCCCAGACCAAUGAGGGCGCAGGGACGGCGGGGUCGAGAGCCUCCGUUCUCCAUGGCAACGGGCGGCUUCUAAACAGCUUCCCUUCGCGGGCCUCCCCCAGUCCCCGGACUUGUUGUCUUCGUCUUCGGCCCUCUCCCCUCGCCGUGACCGACUCCUGCCCGCCAUGGCGGAAUUAGGUCUAAAUGAUCACCAUCAAAAUGAAAUUAUCAAUUACAUGCGUUUUGCCCGUUCAAAAAGAGGUUUGAGACUCAAGACUGUAGAUUCCUGCUUCCAAGAUAUCAAGGAGAGCAGGUUGGUAGAUGAGACUUUCACCAUGGACGAAGUAACUGAAGUUCUGAAUGAGUUACAGACUGUGGUUCAUAGUGAAGUAGAGUCCGAGCUCAUCAAUACUUCCUGUACCAACGUGUUGCUUCUUCGGCAGCUGUUUUCACAGGCAGAGAAGUGGUACCUUAAGCUACAGACAGACAUCUCAGAGCUGGAAAAUCGAGAAUUAUUAGAACAAGUUGCAGAAUUUGAAAAAGCAGAAUUUACCACUUCAAAUAAAAAGUCUAAUUCAGAGAACAUGAAGCCAAGACUCGUUCCACUUAAUGAAGGGGGAACAUCAGAGCUCCUAAACAAGGAAAUUUUAAGACUUCAGGAAGAAAAUGAAAAAUUGAGAUUAAGGGUAAAGAACAUAGAAUUGCAGGCUACAAAUGCACUGGAUGAAAAAUCAAAAGUAGAGCAAACACUGAGAGAUUUACAGAUGGUCCAGGGAGAUCAGAAGGCAAUAAUCAGAUCAAAGGAUAUAAAUGACUUGGAAAAUACAGUUGCAGCACUGAAAAAUGAGUUUCAGAAGACAUUGAAUGAUAGUACUGAAAACCAGAAGACUUUGGAGGAAAAUUUAGUAUCAACAAAGCAUGACCUACUUAAAGUUCAGGAACAGUUGAAUGUGGCUGAAAAGGAGCUGGAGAAGAAGUUCCAGCAGACAGCAGCAUACCGCAGCCUGAAGGAGAUUCUCACAAAGAAGAAUGAGCAGAUCAAAGACCUGAGGAAAAGGCUUGCGAAAUAUGAAACAGAAGAUUAAGAAAUGUGAAAAUUCUGUGAUUUGGAAGCUGCCACAAAGUGACAGCGUAGACCGUUGCAAUCCUCAGAUGUGGAUGUGAAAGGGCCUGGGCCCACUUUCCUCUUGUUCUGAUGUUAAAAUGAGUUAGGCCGUUCUUUGGUUUAUUUUAGGAAAUAUGGGGGGGGGGUGUUAAUUUUUGCUUUUCAAGAAAAAGGUUUUCUGUUUUCAUUUGUUUAAUUGGAAAGAAGACAACAUAGUGCUUCUUAUCACUCUGACAUUCCAAGUUUCUCUGCACUUAGGUCAUAUAAAAUCUCUUCUGUACAUAGAAUUUCCUUUGAAAAUAGGGAGAGUUCCUUCUCAGUGUAGAAAAGAUUUUAUCUGGGAAAGGGAAGAAGAAUCUUGCCCUUUUGACAUAAGUGUUAAAAAUUAUACCUUUUGUAUAACUAUUAAGGAAGCUGACAAAAACACGUCUUUGCAUUCCCCAGGGGAAAACAAAGAGUUACUGAAUUUACUUUUAUUAAAAGUUGAACUUAAUGCAUUUUAUGGACAUUUGUAGCAGGAGUCUGUCUGUCAUUGAAGUAUAAACCUAAACUAGCUCUCAUUUAUUUCCAUUAUCACAUGUUAAACAGCAGCAUCAGACAAAGUCCAGUUGUCGUCUAUGAUGUCCUGGUAGGACACUCGGCAGCGUUGUGCGAGGUCUUACCAAGAGCCUUUUAGGCCAUUUUUCCAAAAAGGAGGCAGGUCAGCUCUGUGCUCUUGCAGUCACAGUUAGGAACUGGAGCUCAGGGGCAGAGUAUUGGGAAUUAUUAGAGAAACAAAUACAUCAUUUUUAGUUUGUGGUGCUUAGAAUUUUCUCCUGAGCGCCACGCUAAGAGCAAGCACUUUUUUCGAGACUGUGUUAAACAGGAUGUCAAAGCCUGAGAACUACAUUUUUCACCCCACGUUGUUACAUUCUUACAUAGGGUGCACACAGUGUCAAAAAUUGGGAAAUAUCGCUGGGUGUCUUUGCCCUGAUCAUUAGACUGUGCGUGCACAUGUUUUCAUCAUCUCAAAAAAAAAUAAUAUUGACCAACUGCGCAGCAAUGGAAUAAGGCCUAGUUAGCAUUUUUAUUCCCUUAAAAGAAAUCCAGGGCUUAACCCAAUCCUCAGAAUACACUUGAUUAUUCAGCAAGUUAAUUGGUCAUAUUUUAGAAGUGAAUUAGCUCUUCAGAAAACAAUGUUUCACUCACACCUAAUAAACACAGCCUGAAGAGAGAGGUAAUUCAUCUCCUCAGAAUGAGCAUUUUCUCCCAGAAAGAAAUUGGCAUUUAAGAUAAAGCUUAUCAUUGUAUUAUGUUUCUACAUAUUAAUCUCAAAAUGUAUUCUGAUGUGUUUUAAAAAUAUAAAAAUAUUCUUAUAAAACAUUUUAUUCUCGACUUCUUUUCUUGAAGUCCAGAAUAAAAUUAGUCGAACUUUCCCCAGAAGAGUACAAAAGGAAUUGUUAAGGGAUCUGCAAAGAGGAAGAAAAACAGAAUUUUCAAUGUGCUUUUAUUUUGGAUUUUGGCCGCUUUUAUUACCAGUCUAUGACUCAACCUCCCCAGUGUCCUUUUGGACUCUUUUGUUGAACACUAAGCACAUAUUUUGACAAUAUUGUCUUUCUUAAGACCUAUUAACUCUUUCUGGUAAUGCUAACCAGGGACCCAAAGCUCCAUCAUCCCAGAGCCGUGCUUCACCUUCCUGGCAGAUGGUUUGAGACCAGUGGCACCGGAAGGAGGUGUGUGCGCUGGUAUAUUUGCAGUGAUCACACUGAACUGAUUGCUUUGGCUUUUUGGUAGCUCCUUGGUAAUAGUUCUGCAUAGCGCACAUUGGUAUAUAAUGUUGGCGUGUCCACAGGUUAACAAAACACCUUAUUUCUGGGCUCUUCCAAUCUCACCAUAGCCUGACCCCAGGGGAACUAAGUGGCUGUUAUGUGACCUAGGUCAGCCUGCUGCUGCUGGUUCAUAGCCUGAGCUGGAAUUCUGCAUUUAAGUCUUGAGCAAAAUAAAAUGUCACAUUCUCAUUUCUUUGUACAUUUUAGCUUUACUAUAUGCCUCAUUAAACAAAGAAGUUUCCUUUUUCUUUUAGGCCUCUGUGUUUUCCAUUUUUGGAGCAUUGGUUCAAACUGUUGAGCAACAUGCCACUCCAUGAUAAUGCUUAUUUUACUCUUAGCUCUUAUUCUCACGGCAUCCACUCUGAAAGGACACAUUUUCUGCUCACUUGUAAUGACUCAGACCCUUUGUAGGCAGAAUCAAAAAGUAAAGGAGUCUUCGUGUGCAUUUCUUCUAUUCACUAUAUAUUUAUCUUUUUGUUUCAUAUCAUGUACAACAUCUUUAAUCUGUAUGAAAUAAAUCUCAAAUCUCUUAAGAGGAAAA